This is a messenger RNA of Colletotrichum truncatum, 813 nucleotides long. Its product is annotated as U-box domain-containing protein. The record is from RefSeq and is a predicted model, not a curated record. Gene Ontology annotation, molecular function: protein-folding chaperone binding; ubiquitin protein ligase activity. Gene Ontology annotation, cellular component: cytoplasm. Gene Ontology annotation, biological process: cellular response to misfolded protein; protein polyubiquitination; proteasome-mediated ubiquitin-dependent protein catabolic process. NCBI's taxonomy places the organism in Eukaryota, Fungi, Ascomycota, Sordariomycetes, Glomerellales, Glomerellaceae.
AUGUCAAGAUCAAUUCAGCUCAAGGAGGAGGGCAACCGCCACUUCCAGCAAGGCGAUUAUGCCGGCGCGGAGGCAUUGUACUCCAAAGCCAUAAUUGCCGAUCCCAAGAACCCUGCCUUGUACACCAACCGCGCAAUGGCGCGCCUCAAGCUAGAAAUUUGGGACUCGGUCGUGUCUGACUGUGAAUCUUGCCUGGGCCUCGCCCCAGAUAACCUCAAGGCCUUUUACUAUCUUUCCCAGGCACAGCUCGCCCUCAAGGACUACGAAUCGGCUCUUUCCAAUGCUCAACGUGCCCACCAACUCUGCGUGCAGACCGGCGACAAGUCACUGGCUGCUAUUACCGCACAAGUCCUCCGCGCGAAGAAGGAGAGAUGGGAUUGGAUGGAGAGACGGCGUACACGUGAGGCGCACCAUUUGGAGAACGAGGUCAUUGAGAUGAUGGAGAAAGAGCGCGCGCAGGCCAUCGCCGACGCCAUGGACGAUGGUGAGAAGAAGGAAAUCGAGGCCGAGUGGGACCAGAAGAUUGAGUUGCUGAGGAAGACGUUUGAGACCAGCAGAUCUGCGGAGGAGAAGAGGCGGGAGGUCCCUGAGUGGGCGAUUGAUGAUAUCAGCUUCGGCAUUAUGGUUGAUCCCGUCAUUACUAAAACUGGCAAAUCCUACGAGAGGGCUUCGAUUAUGGAGCACCUUCGACGACACCCCAGUGACCCCCUCACCCGAGAGCCUCUUCUGCCAUCUGAGUUGAGGCCCAACUUGGGCCUCAAGCAAGCCUGCGAGGAAUUCCUCGAGGAGAACGGCUGGGCGGUGGACUGGUAA